AUGAUAUACCAUCUCUAAGCAACGCAAAGUAAAAAAAAGCCGCGUUUGUUAAAAAAUCCACAAAAACCGACCAAAAACAAUUGGAAAAGUAUUCAUUGUUGCAUUUACCAACGUCUGAAGCUACUGCAAUAUGGCUCUUGUUAAACCCAAAUCGGAGCUGACGCCCGAGGAACUGGCCCGCCAGGAGGAGGAGGAGUUCAACACAGGACCCCUGUCCGUGCUCACACAGUCCGUGAAGAACAACACGCAGGUGCUCAUCAAUUGCCGCAACAACAAGAAGCUGCUGGGCCGCGUGAAGGCCUUCGACCGCCAUUGCAACAUGGUGCUGGAGAACGUCAAGGAGAUGUGGACAGAGCUGCCGCGCACGGGCAAGGGCAAGAAGAAGGUGAAGCCCGUCAACAAGGAUCGCUUCAUCUCGAAAAUGUUUCUGCGCGGCGACUCUGUGAUCCUAGUGCUGCGCAAUCCCCUGGCCACAGCAGCCGGCAAAUAGACUGCACUGCCACCGAAGCAACCCACAACACGAAUAGAAUACUUUCCACUAAAGUCAAACAAAUAAAACCAAAAGCGAUUUUCUAUAA
Molecule: messenger RNA, 578 nt
Organism: Drosophila obscura
Lineage: Eukaryota; Metazoa; Arthropoda; Insecta; Diptera; Drosophilidae
Gene: SmD2
Product: probable small nuclear ribonucleoprotein Sm D2
Exons: 2
Coding region: 131-490 (119 amino acids)
Biological process (GO): spliceosomal snRNP assembly; RNA splicing
Cellular component (GO): U4/U6 x U5 tri-snRNP complex; catalytic step 2 spliceosome; U1 snRNP
Molecular function (GO): RNA binding
Source: RefSeq, a predicted model, not a curated record